This is a messenger RNA of Myxocyprinus asiaticus (Chinese sucker), 265 nucleotides long. RefSeq names its product epidermal growth factor receptor pathway substrate 8b (gene eps8b). Gene Ontology annotation, molecular function: actin binding. Gene Ontology annotation, biological process: positive regulation of ruffle assembly; regulation of Rho protein signal transduction; Rho protein signal transduction. The coding region runs from base 20 to 250 and encodes 76 amino acids. The record is from RefSeq and is a predicted model, not a curated record. Gene Ontology annotation, cellular component: plasma membrane; ruffle membrane; vesicle. NCBI's taxonomy places the organism in Eukaryota, Metazoa, Chordata, Actinopteri, Cypriniformes, Catostomidae. The transcript has 2 exons.
UAAAAGAGAAUAUGAUGGAAUGUUCUUUUCAUGUGCCAGGGUGGUGGAGUGUCUGGGUAUUCUGAAUGGAGCUCAGCUCUUUUCUCUCAGUAAGGAUGAGCUAAGAACCGCGUGUGGGGACGAGGGCUCUCAUGUCUUCAAUCAGAUCAGUGUGCAGAAAGCCCAAAUUGAGAGGAGUCUCGGAGACUCAGAACUACAGGAGAUCAUGAGGCGACGGCAACAGGAGUUGGACGAAUCAACCUGGGAAUGAUUACAGUCAAUCAAG